UCACCCAGAUUCACCCCCCUCAACCGGGCGCCCACGCACGCGCGCGUGGAUGAGACCGACCGGAUGAAAUCGGUUCACAACAGGGAGGAAAGUUAACGAAACUUAAGAAAACGCAACUGCUGCUAACUUCUGUCGUGAAUCGGUCGUCACGAACCAAAGCGUUCCCGGCAGCUCCUGUUUAUUGUGGUACUUUGUUAACAGGACAGCAGCCAUGCGUGCAAAUUUACUGUAUUUGGUGUGCAUGAUCUUCAUGUGUGUUUUGGAUAAGGCGCAUGCCUGUCUAAUGAUCAGUGAGGUGAACUGUGAUAAUCCCAGACUGGACACCCAGGAGUUUGUCGAGUUGUACUUUGACGGUAUGAAUCCCACUUCUCUAGAUGGGUACACGCUCGUGUUUUACAACGGCAAUGGCGACACUGCCUACCGCAUUAUAGAUCUCAAAGGACAUCAGACGGAUCCGCGAGGAUACUUUUUGAUCGGUUCCUCUGAACUGACUCCUCAGCCUGCCAUCUCUCUUCCACCCAACUCGGUACAGAACGGACCUGACGCCAUUGCGCUCUACGGUCCCAACUGGGCCCCGGUUCUUGACGGGGGAAAGGUUUCAGGAGUGGGUCUGUUGGAUGCAGUAGUAUACACUUCUCGUAGAUCUGCUGAGGGCGCAGACGGGCUGGCGUCGGUUCUGACUCCAGGUUCGCUUCCGUACGUGGAGGAUGAGAAGGCUCUAGAGGGGGACGAAUCGAUACAGCGCUGCUGGCAGUCCAACAAUCUCUGGACAUUCCACACAGGUCCCCCCACACCUGGAUGGGUCAAUCAUUGCCCGCCGCCGUCCCCAGGACACAUUUGGAUCAAUGAGGUGGACCUCGGUGGGCCGGAGAAGCGGGGAUUGGUUGAACUCAAUGUUGGCAUGGCAACCGGACUCUUUUCUGUGGUGCUCUUCGAUGUCACCACCGAUCUGAUAAGCACAAGUGUGGAGUUCAACGCAACGCGGGCUGGUAUCUUUACUGUAUCUGUGGAUACUGGUAGUUUGGCAGUGAAACAAAGUGCAGCUUUAGCAGUUUAUAAAGGCCCGGCGUCAAACUUUUCCAAGGGCAGCCCCCUCAGCCACCAGCAGCCAAUUGAUGCCUUCGUUUACGGUGACAAAAAGUACAUGCCCAGCGCCAACCUCACACAGACGCUCAUACCUGGGAGAAAACCAUUAAUAAUCACAGAAAGCAGUUUUGACACGUCGGGUGUAUCUGGCAGUCGCUGUGGAGUUGCAGAAUGGACGAGAGAUCCGGGUCUAUUUGUAAAAAGACUCCCAAGUCCCGGAAAACCCAACGACUGCAUUUGGUUUCAGACCUGCCCACGUAAUAUAACCUCAUAUACGUCAACGCCAGGAUGGAAUAAGCCUCCUUUUCACAGUGAUAAUGAUUUCCUGAUCAAUGAGAUCAACACCGAUUCACCCGGCGCAGCAGAAGAUGAGGAGUUUAUAGAGUUGUGGCAUCCAUCCGGCUUCCGUAUGUUCUUGGACUUUAUCUGGCUGGUGUUGAUCAAUGGACAGACGGGUGAAGUGUAUUUUGAGUUGGAGCUCAGUGAAUACUACACUGAUGAAAAUGGGUACUUCUUGAUCGGCAGCAGUAAGAUCGGCGCAGACGUAACGAUUCAAGCAAACAAUAUUCAGAACGGACCAGAUGCCAUAGCGAUAUACCGCAGCGAGUCUUCACCCUCCAGUGAGAGUUCAGGUAUCCCAAAGAAAGGCUUGUUGGACGCAGUGGUUUACCGCUCUCGUGGAUCUGAUAAAAAAACGGGGGAGCUCACAGAUGCUCUAACACCGGGACAGCUCCCCCUGCUGGAGGACAUCAACGCCUUACCAGGCGAUGAGACUCUCUCCCGAUGUGGAUCUGACAGACUUAACCUCAGCGUUUACAGGGUUGGUUCUCCCACGCCAAGAAAACCGAACGACUGUCCGUCCAAACCCACUUUAGCCCCGCCCCCAAAGGGUGUCGUCUUCAAUGAGAUUGGAGAUAAACAAUCAGAGCAGAGUAUGUUUGUGGAGUUGUCCGGUCCACCGUUGACCUCCCUGCGUGGACUUGUUUUGGUAUUUUUGGAUGAAGGAGGUCAAGAAAAAAAAUCUGUCCCGCUAACUGGCAGCAUAGGAGCUGAUGGAUUUUAUCUCGUAAGCAAUGUCUCUGGAGCAGAUCAAAGUUUGACAGCUUCAUUGACUGAUCUGAGUGCAGUGGAGUUGUGUUUCGAAGCGUCAGGCUCGGGUGUAUGUGGCAGUGAUUCACGUCGUCUAGAUCGCUUCAACUUUAACACUGACCUGGAGCUACGCGUUGAUGUGCUUUUAAAGUUGUAUUCUGUAUCUCGAUGCGAGUCAGACGGACACCCACUCUGGAUUUAUUCGCAUACGUCUGCACGCCUGCCGAACCUCUGUCCAAAUCCUUCACUUUCCAUCUCUGUGGAUCUCUGCCUACAUUUAGAAAGUUGUUCCAAAAAAGACAUCGCUGUUUUAUUGGAAAAGUCAUGCAAGUGUGGAAUCUCAAGUUUACAUCUUGAAGAUGUGAAUGCAUCCUGUGAGUCAGGUGGUACACAUGUACAAGGGCCUAUUGUUUCAAUUUCAGACCAGCAGAGGGAGCAAAUCAAUGAAACGCUGCAUGUCAAUGGGUUUUUAUGUUACAGUACAAUGAAUCAGCCGGUUCGUGCAGCCGAGUCGUCUGUCGGCCUGCAAGUUGGGCUCGUGCUCACAGCGUUUCUGCUGUUUGGUUUGGGUGCAGCGUUGAUUGCCUACCUGUACAAGAGAAGGCGACCCUCAGAUUAUCUGUCAAUGCAGAUGAACGAACAUCCUGACACACCACUGGACCUGUAGUUUAUUUGUGUGAAUGUGUGUGUGUGGAUGUUUGUGUGUUUUAUAAAGAUUAUGCAAUAUUGACAUUCAAAGACUUGUUUUAAGGUGUUUAGGAAACCCGUUAUACAUACUAUAUGUUGUUGUUUUUUAUUGUGAUCAUGCAUACUUUAAUGUGCAUUUUGUCAUGAACGAGCAAUGCUAGCAAGUGUCAUGAGACUUCAGCUUACGGUACUUUAGCUUGUGUUAUCAUCGCGUGUGAUGCAAAGAUAAGGUCGUUCUUUUAAGUUACAAAAUUCUGUAAUACUUCAAACAGCUGAAAACUACGUUGUCUCAGACAAUGACAUGUUUGUCAUGUGACAGCCACCAUAGCUUCACAAUGCUUUGCUUUUUAAAGGGGAGGGGUAAGCAGUUGGUUGCAAUUCACAGUCUCACCACUAGAUGCCAGUAAAAUCUACAUAGUGCACCUUUAACCUUCACAAAUCAUUCCAUUCAGAAAUAAAUUAAACGAGACAUGCCGAUAUUUUAAGAUUUCAACAUCCUCCAUUCAAAACAUCAGAUUUAAAAUAGCGCCGGAAAUUGUAAUCGCUCCAGAAAUUGCUCACACAAUCAUGUUUUUGGGUGUGUGUGUUUACAGAUUUGCUUUUAUGUAUCUAGUGUUUAAUGUGUUGUAAAUUGUUCUCAGGUUCAUAAGGUACAAUGUAUGUACAAGACGAAAGAUUUGGGUGAAUAACUUUAGUCUCAUGUAUGACUCUCCCGCUCUAUCCUCCAUUAGUUGUAUAUUACGUAGUCAGACCGUUUCACUUGUGGACUGAUAGUCUUUGUUACUAAUUUUUAAAGGUUCGUCACAGUUCAGCCGGCAGUGAAGAAUACUUUUGCGGUCUAGACCAAACAGAAAAUAUACAGGAAACAAAGGGUCACUGUGAUGGGCGGUACUGUUAUUUUUAUCAGAGCAGAACUAUACAUUUGACAUGUUGUAUUAUUAAGUAAAAGUUAUAUCGUGUUGAUUUUUUUUAUUCUUCACUUGUUUCUUAUUGGUUAUUGAUGAUCAGUCUUGUUUGGCUGGUGCAUUUUUGUAAAAUACAUUGAAAAUAAAGAAUUGUUUGUUUA
Paramisgurnus dabryanus is the source of this 3928-nucleotide messenger RNA. RefSeq lists its product as uncharacterized. NCBI's taxonomy places the organism in Eukaryota, Metazoa, Chordata, Actinopteri, Cypriniformes, Cobitidae. The record is from RefSeq and is a predicted model, not a curated record.